This is a messenger RNA of Lasiosphaeria miniovina, 1995 nucleotides long. RefSeq lists its product as uncharacterized. The coding region runs from base 1 to 1995 and encodes 664 amino acids. NCBI's taxonomy places the organism in Eukaryota, Fungi, Ascomycota, Sordariomycetes, Sordariales, Lasiosphaeriaceae. The transcript is spliced from 9 exons. The record is from RefSeq and is a predicted model, not a curated record.
AUGGCUCUGAUGCUGGCGCCUUACAAUGAGGCCAUGCGCAUUGGCAUGGGCUUCAACAGUUAUACGCAACAGCUUUGCGUCAACGACGUGGUGCGGAAACGAGGCGGCGUUGCGGCUUCGGAGAAAGACCUGCGAUCUGUGGACACCACUCAGGGCUUGCCGGCUGCCGCGUCUGACAAAGAUGCCGCUAUCUUGUGCCAGCCGAGUGGGACCAUCGUCAAGCAUAGGGGUGACGAUGGCCAGACCGAGGUCAGCCAGGUGGUGAGCUGGGAUGCUGGCUUCGUCGAUAGCUUAAGCGACGUGACCAAGUCUCUCAACAUCAGCGGCGCCUUGACCAUUACAUGUGCUGCCCUUGGUGGCGGUGGUGGAGCAAACGCUCAUUACGUUGACUCCACAAAGUUCUUGAAAAGUGAUGCCAAGUACAACAUCCAGGUUAAGGUGACCAACCAGAAACUCGUGGCCGAGGACGUGACCGAGUUUACCCCUAUCCCGAACGUGCCGGGAUCCAAGUUCAACGAGGUCUACGGCGAUUGCUUCAUCUCGGGGUUCAUCGAAGGGGGCGUGCUGAGUGCACUCGUGCUGAAAACUCUCGAGGACAAGGACGACAAGAAGAACAUCGGUGGCGGUCUCAACUUUGAAGUCGGAAAUUCCUUCAUCAGUGCGAAGGGCAAGGCCGAUGGAGAUUACGUCGACAACAAAAAGGCGAAGACCGAGUCGACGACGAUCACUAUCUCGUGGUCGGGAGGCGGCGACAUCAAGCCGAACAGCAUCCAGCAAUGGUCGAUCGAAAACCUUACCCAGGUCGCAAUGGAGUUCCCUGACCGGGUAGCAGUGUGCCCGCAAAGAACCUUUGCGAUUCUGACCAAGUACUCGUCCCUGCGCAGCUUUCACGAGCAGACGGUCAAGGGGUCCCCGCUGGACUAUGAGAUUGCCGGCAUCUACACAGGCUCUCUCCUGGACUCGUACAUGGAGUACAAAGCGAUGUGGUCCGACUUGGCCCAAACCAUUAAGGAGGUUGACCGCGGCACUGCGAGACUCCGGCGCCGCGAGAUUGACGACAAGCUCAUCGAAUACGGAAAGUCGGUCAAGGAGGACUACGACAAGCGCAUUGCCAAGUACAACGACUUCAAGACGGCAAUCGCCAAGUCGCCACAGUACAACAACCAAAUUUCGCUCGAGGAGCCUCUGCCUCCUAAUGAAAUACAGCCAUACCUGGCCGACACCUUCGGGCUGGACAAGGCUUCCCGGGACUGCCGUUUCGAGAUGAUCAAGAUCGUGCGCGAGGUGAAUGAUGUCACGGCCGAUCCCAAAGUGGCAACGGACCCCUACCGGAGCUGGCGCUAUCUCAGCCCCAACGUCUUCCGCAUGCUCUUGCCGAGUGACAAAGUAACGAUGCCAUCGCCUGAGGAGAUCGCCAAGAUGAAGGCAGACCUCGAGGCCAAAAUCCAAGAGUGUGCCGAGAAGCAGAAGCAGAUUGACGACGCCAAGAUGCAGCACACGCAAAGCUCUGACCAAGCUCAGCAGGAGGCUCAGGCCCUGAGCGCCAGGGAGACGGAGCUCAAGAGCCAGCUCUCCGAGGCCGAGAAGAAAAUUUCCGAGCUAACCCAGUCUCUCGCAAAUGCACAGCAGCAGGUGCGAGAUGUUGGGAGCCGAGAUGGUGAUGCGCAAAGGAGGAUAUCGGAGCUGAGCCAAUCUCUCGUCAAGGCCAAGCAAGAGUACGACGCGCUGCAAAACCGGUUCAACGAGCUCAGCGCUGGCCCCGACAUCACUAUUUACGCCGUGGUCUAUGGCGGAGUCUAUCUCAACAACGCCAAUAUGGAGAACAGGGUGCGAAGCUUUGCCCAGAACAAUCAGGCCUUCACUUGGAACAACGAUUUCUUCAUGUGCGACCCUAGGCCGGGCCUCGGCAAGGAGGGCACUAUUGUAUACAAGAAACGGAACCAGACAGUCGUGGUGCUUGCGGGAACCGAGGGCAGGCCAGGACAGUUUCGGUGA